AGCAGGAAGCAGCCUGUGCUCCCCAGACCUGCCUGGUUGAGGGAGCUGGAGGCUUCUAGGGCAGGCAGCACUGUGUACGCCGAGAUGGCUGUGUCCACAGAGGAGCUGGAGACCACAGUUCAGGAAGUCCUGGGGAGACUGAAGAGCCACCAGUUUUUCCAGUCCACAUGGGACACUGCUGCCUUCAUCAUCUUCCUCACCUUCGUGGGUAAGUGUGGCUCGGCCUCGGGGUCCCCCCAGCCCCCUGCCCUGGGCCAGGGUCACACCUGGAUGGCUGUCCUGUCCCCAGGUACGGUGCUGCUCCUGCUGCUGCUGGUCAUCGCCCACUGCUGGUGCUGCAGCUGCUGUCGCUCCCCCGGGCCCCGCAGGGCAAGCCCCAGGAAGGUGAGCCCCUGGAAGGAAAGACCCAAGGGAGUGGAUAACUUGGCCCUGGAACCCUGACUGUGUGUGUCCUGCCCGGUGGCAGUAACAAAGCCUUGUCUGCCCAGA
Messenger RNA from Rhinopithecus roxellana (golden snub-nosed monkey), 489 nucleotides. RefSeq names its product small integral membrane protein 22 (gene SMIM22). Gene Ontology annotation, biological process: regulation of cell population proliferation. The transcript is spliced from 3 exons. Bases 85 to 441 code for a protein of 118 amino acids. The record is from RefSeq and is a predicted model, not a curated record. Lineage: Eukaryota; Metazoa; Chordata; Mammalia; Primates; Cercopithecidae.